AUGUCAGCUAGCACAGGAAUCAACAUCGGUUCAGUCAACUCCUAUGCCUGGAUGGAGGACCCUUCUCUGGUGCAAAAAUCCAGGUCUGCAUGGGGGCAAACAGACUAUACAUUGAACCGAAAUCUCAGAUUCACACUGUUAUCCGGACAAACUGCCAACAACGGCAAUAUCACUCUUCCGGCUGGAACCACCUUUUCUCUCAACUUACAAACAGACGACAGUGGAAAUGUACAUAUUAGCAAUGACAAAUCCGAUGUCUGGGGUACCACUACUGUGCCUGGAGGUCCAGCUAGCGUCACAGGCUACGACGUCAGACAACAAGCUAAGAUUAGCCCUUACAAUCUGGCUUAUCAGGGUGAAGCUUAA
This is a messenger RNA of Kwoniella mangroviensis CBS 8507, 366 nucleotides long. RefSeq lists its product as uncharacterized. The transcript has a single exon. Bases 1 to 366 code for a protein of 121 amino acids. The record is from RefSeq and is a predicted model, not a curated record. NCBI's taxonomy places the organism in Eukaryota, Fungi, Basidiomycota, Tremellomycetes, Tremellales, Cryptococcaceae.